AUGGGUUCAAGAGGUAAACUCUUGGUUCAGCUGGCAUGUAAGCAAUUUCUGCAGUCAUCAGCUGAAAAUACAGUGAGUGAACACAACAACUCAGCUUCGACCGAUUAUUCUGGCAAUGGAUAUAUAGAACUGUCUCCUGUAAAUUUUAAUAUUACCCCGAGAGUCGAGCAAGAAGAUAAUACAGAAGACAGUCACUACUUGUCCCAAAAUUCAGAUGGCAAUGUUCUUCAAAACUGUUUAAGACGUCGUUCCAGAAAUAGGUUCAUUGAGUCGGAAAAUGACAGUAUUGAAGAUAAAAACUAUGAACCUGAAAGCGACACAAGCUCAGUUAGUUCAAAUGAUUCGGAUAUAAAUCUGCAAAUACUGAAAGAAAAAUUUACAAAAUGCAAAGCAGAUGUUAAGGAUAAUGGAGUAAAAAAAAAGAAUCUAGAAGUGCCUUUGGCAAAAACACAAAAAGUGGACGAGGAUUUUGAAAAGAAAGGAAGAAAACGAAAGAGAAACAUUGGAAAAUGGAAACGUAACAUAAGAAAAGACAAGCGCAAUAAAGAGGAAGAAUAUUUAAGUUCAAAAAACAAAAUUACACCUAAAAGGCAAAUGAAAUCACCAUGCAAGGAAAAAUGUCGCUUCAAAUGCCACUCUGUGUUUUCAGAAGGAGAAAGGGAGACUAUUUUUAAUUCCUUUUGGGCCAUGGGGGAUAACACAAGACAACGUCAAUAUAUUUCAUCUUGCAUGGACAUUUUAAAACCUACAUAUAGAUACCCAAAACAAGAUAUGAAUAGAUCACUCAAUCAAGCAUAUUUUUUAGUAAAAAAUGAGGAAAAAGUAAGAGUGUGUAAAAAGUUUUUCAUGGCUACACUUAAUAUUGGCGAUACGAUGAUUCGGAAUAUUGCGAAAAAACGAGAUCAAAGUUUCAUUGUUGGAUCAAAUAUGAAGGGAAAGCACAACAAUCAACCAAAAUUAGAUUCCUCCUUAAAGCAAGCAGUGAAAGAUCACAUUAACUCGAUUCCGAGGGUAGAAUCGCACUAUUUAAGAAACCAAACGAAGCGGGAAUAUUUUGAAGGUUCUUUAAAUGUGUCCAGUCUUUAUAGGCUGUAUAAAGAAAAGUGCUUGAACGAAGGAUCCGCCGCUUAUGUUAAAAAAUCUGCGUAUGAAAAUAUUUUUAAUGCUGAUUUCAAUAUAGGUUUUCAUAAACCUAAAAAAGACCAAUGUAGCACAUGUGAAACAUUUAGAAACUCGAAUGAAGAAGAUAGGAAGCAGAUAGAAAAAUCGCAUUUGAAGCAUUUGAAAGACAAGGAUCUUUCGAGGGAAGAAAAGGCAAAAGAUGUUCAAGAAGCAAAGACAGAAAAAGAUAAAAUGGUUGCAGUAUAUGAUUUAGAAGCUGUUUUGCCUUCCCCUUGUGGAGAAAUAUCAGACUUCUACUAUAAAAGCAAACUGGCAACUUACAAUUUUACAGUUUAUGAUAUUGCGCAAAAACAAGGAUAUUGCUACGUGUGGAGUGAACACAUCGCCAAACGAGGUGCCAACGAGAUCGGAUCUUGCGUUAUGUAUUUCCUUCAACAAAAUGCAGUAGGCAAAAGCAUUGUAUUUUACUCUGACAACUGUGCCGGGCAAAACAAAAAUAGAUUUGUAGCUGCUAUGUAUUUAUAUGCAGUUUCCAAGUUUGAUAUACCAGAAAUAACACAUAAAUUUUUGGUAACUGGUCACACCCAAAACGAGGGGGAUAGCAUGCACUCCUGCAUCGAGAAAGAAAAAAAAAGAGUUCUGAGAAGCGGUCCCAUUUAUGUACCAGCACAGUGGAUACCAGUCAUAAGACUAGCCAAAAAGAAUGGAAAUCCUUAUAAUGUUGAAGAAUUAGGCACAUCAGAUUUUUAUGAUUUCAAGCAGCUCUCUCAAGAAAUUGGUAAUAACUAUGGUGUAAACCUAAAAAAUGAAAAGGUUUUAUGGAGCCAAAUAUCUGUCUUAAAUGUCAGCAAAAAUAACCCAUACAUGAUAAAAUAUAAAUACAGCUACGACGAUCUUGAAUAUGAAGCCAUUGAUAUAAGAGGUCGUACAAGUUCUAGAUUUAUUGGAGCAGGUAAUAUCUACAAUAACAAAACUUCCACUCAAGCCCGCUUAUAA
Molecule: messenger RNA, 2118 nt
Organism: Ceutorhynchus assimilis (cabbage seed weevil)
Lineage: Eukaryota; Metazoa; Arthropoda; Insecta; Coleoptera; Curculionidae
Source: the annotation of a GenBank genome assembly